AAAAAGUAGCUUAUCGGAAAAUGACCUACAUAUAGGUCAAUAUAGAUCAGCAUACCGCUUAAUAAAUUUCUAAUCGCAACGAAAUCAGUCUUCCGAAAUCUUUAAACAGCAUCGUUGGGCAAUGAAUUCACUUUUUGUUACAAUAUUUAAUACAGCUCUUCUUGCCGCUGUGGAUGGAUUUAGUGAGGAAUCAAUAUUUGACGAUGAGGAUAUAUUCAAUCAAGCACUACCGCCAAUAGCACAUACGGGCAUAACUGCACCUGGUACUAAAUGGUGUGGACCCGGUAAUACGGCGGAAAAUUACAAUGAUUUGGGCACACAGUGGGAAGCUGACAAAUGCUGUCGCGCACACGAUCAUUGCGAUGAUAUUUUAGAAGCCAAAACAUCGUUACAUGGUCUUGACAAUAACGACUGGUUUCCAAUACUAAAAUGCACUUGUGAGCAAGAGUUUUUGAAUUGUUUACAAAAUGUUAACAAUAUGGCUUCCAACACAUUGGGUCGCGUCUACUUCGGUAGUCGAAGCAAAUGUUUUGCUUUAGGUUAUCCUCUAGUCAGUUGUAAGCAAUAUCAGGAGGGUACUUUUCGGAAGCGUUGCGCGCGUUACGAUAUCGAUAAAACUAAAAAGCAACAGUGGCAAUUUUAUGACAUACCAUUUUACAGUUUAAGCCGUGCGCAACCCAAAUUGAAUAACAAUGAACAAUAAUGAAUAGAAAAUACUUCUUUCAAUAAACACCUCAAACAUAAUUAAAGUUUUUUAUGUAUAAAUUAAA
Messenger RNA from Teleopsis dalmanni, 770 nucleotides. It is a transcript of the gene sPLA2, whose product is annotated as phospholipase A2. Gene Ontology annotation, biological process: arachidonate secretion; phospholipid metabolic process. Lineage: Eukaryota; Metazoa; Arthropoda; Insecta; Diptera; Diopsidae. The coding region runs from base 122 to 703 and encodes 193 amino acids. The record is from RefSeq and is a predicted model, not a curated record. The transcript is spliced from 2 exons.